AUGACGAAACUACCCCUGGCUCCGCCGCUUCUCCUCCUCCACCUCUUCCUCUUCUCCUCACCUCUACUCGUCAUUUCACAAUUCUCCACCGGCGAACGGCAAACUCUGUUGAGACUCAAGAAGGCGUGGGGCGAUCCUCCAACCCUACGAUAUUGGAACGCCUCCUCGUCGCCUUGCGAUUGGCCGGAGAUUCGCUGCGCCGGCGAUGGCUCCGUCACCGGAGUGAUUCUCAGGGAUUACGGAAUCGACGCCAGCAUCCCCGACUUCAUCGCUGAUCUCCACAAUUUAACCGUCCUCGACCUCUUCCUCAACCUCAUCCCCGGGGAUUUUCCGUCGGCGGUUUUGAACUGCUCCAAGCUUCAGAUGCUCGACCUGUCGCAGAACUUGUUCGUAGGAAAUAUUCCGGAGGAUAUCGAUCGGCUUGGAGAGCUUCAAUACCUCGACCUCAGUUCGAACAACUUCACCGGAGAUAUACCUCCAACGAUCGGAAAUUUAUCGCAGCUACGAACUCUGUCUCUCCACAGUAACAUGUUCAACGGAAGCUAUCCUAAGGAGAUUUCGAAUCUGGCGAACCUCGAAAUUCUGCUUAUGGCAUACAACGGCUUCUCGCCGGCGAUUAUACCGCCGGAGUUUGGAAAAUUGAAGAACAUCAAGUAUCUAUGGAUUAAGCAAGCUAACGUCUACGGCGCACUACCUGAUAUCUUCUCAAAUUUCUCGAGUCUCGAGCAUCUGGACUUAUCGUUGAAUCAAAUUGAAGGAGAAAUUCCGAGCAAUCUGUUCCUGCUGAAGAAUUUGAGUAAGGUUUACUUGUUUAACAAUCAGUUUUCUGGUCCCAUUCCUCAGGAGAUUCAAUCAUUCAAAAUUGUUGAAAUCGAUCUUUCCAAAAACAACUUAACUGGUAGAAUACCUGAGGAUUUUGGGAAGUUGAACAAUCUGGAGGUGCUCAGUCUGUUCGCAAAUCGAUUGAAUGGAGAAAUUCCUCCAUCAAUCGGAUUAAUCCCAAGCCUGAGGAAUCUGAGGAUCUUCAUGAAUAACUUGAGUGGAACAUUGCCUCCUGAAAUGGGGAAUCACUCAAGGCUAGAAGCCUUCGAAGUUUCCGACAACCAAUUCACCGGAACCUUGCCGGAGAAUUUGUGCGCCGGUAAGGCUCUGUUUGGUGUGAUAGCUUUUAACAACAAUUUAACCGGUGGAAUUCCAAAAUCCCUUGGAGAUUGCCAAACGCUUUUCUCGUUGCAGCUCUACAGAAAUGAGUUAUCCGGCGAGAUACCACCGGGCAUUUGGUCUGUUCCGAACAUAACUAGUUUGAUGCUUAGCAACAACUCCUUCUCCGGCGUGCUCCCGAGCAGAGUUGCUUGGAAUUUGACUCGUGUAGAGAUCAGUAACAAUGAGUUUAGAGGUGAAAUUCCUCAAGGGAUAUCGACUUGGUCGAAAUUGGUCGUGUUUAAGGCAAGCGAAAACAUAUUUUCGGGUCGAAUUCCAGAAGGUUUAACCAGCCUUCAAGAGCUUACAACUUUAGCUCUUGAUGGGAAUUCUCUAUCUGGUGAACUUCCCUCUGAAAUAAUCUCAUGGAAAUCUCUUAACAGUUUGAAUCUUGCUAGGAAUGAGCUGUCCGGUCCGAUUCCAGUAUCCUUCGCCUCGUUGCCGGACCUUACGGAUCUCGACUUAUCGCAGAACCAGCUCUCCGGGAAGAUUCCUUCUCAGUUAGGCCAUCUGAGGCUCACUGCUCUAAACCUUUCGACAAACAAGCUCUCGGGAAGAAUCCCGGAUGCAUUCGACAACAUGGCUUUCGAAAACAGCUUCUUGAAUAACUCGAAUCUCUGUGCCGCGAACCUAUAUUCUGUUCUUCACAGUUGUGAUUUAAGCUCAAGGGGAAGUAAGAGGAUGUCGCCGGGGAUUCUUGCUCUGAUCAUAAUCCUUGCAGUGGCUCUUCUUGCAGUCGUGAUUUUUAUGGCGCAGUGUAUGGUCAGAGACUACCGAAGGAAGAAACUCGACUGCGAUCUUGCGACGUGGAAGCUGACCUCAUUCCAGAGAUUGGAUUUCACUGAGGCGAACAUACUGUCGAGCUUAGUCGAGGGUAACAUGAUAGGCAGCGGCGGAUCGGGUAAGGUGUAUAAGAUCCCGGUUGACCGGGGAGGACAAUAUGUUGCAGUGAAGAGGAUUAGUACCGGUGAGAAGCAAAUGGAUUGCAUGCUCGAGAAAGCCUUUCUUGCGGAGAUUCAGACGCUCGGCUCGGUUCGCCACUCGAACAUUGUGAAGCUGUUGUGCUGCAUCUCUAGCGGGGAUUCGAAGCUGCUCGUGUACGAAUACAUGGAGAAUCUGAGUCUUGACAUAUGGCUUCAUGGGAAGAGGAGGAAGGGGUUGUUGUACGGUGGCGAUUUGGUCGGGGAGGUUGUGCUGGAUUGGGCGGUGAGGUUGAGGAUUGCGAUCGGGGCUGCGCAGGGGCUUUGCUACAUGCACCACGACUGCGCGCCGGCAAUUGUCCACCGGGACGUGAAGUCGAGCAACAUAUUGUUGGACUGCGAUUUCAAGGCGAAGAUUGCGGAUUUUGGACUAGCCAAGAGUUUGGUGAAGAAGGGGGAGAACACCAUGUCCGCCAUUGCUGGCUCCUUCGGCUACAUUGCACCAGAGUACGCCUAUACAAACAAAGUGAACGAGAAAGUCGACGUGUACAGCUUCGGGGUUGUGCUAUUAGAGCUAGUGACGGGGAAAGAACCCCAUUACGGCGACGAACACUCAAGCCUUGCCGAGUGGACAUGGAAGCACUACGGACAGGAAAAGCCAAUGGUGGAAGCACUCGACGAGGAUAUCAAAGAACCACAAUAUAUAGAAGAAAUGCUUACGGUCCUAAAACUAGGGAUGAUGUGCACGAGCCCGCUUCCUACAAGCCGGCCCACAAUGAAAGAGGCUCUGCAGGUCCUUCAGAGGUGCAGAUCCCUUGAAGGAGACGAGCAGAAGGUCGGGAAAGUGGGCGAUGUCUCGCCACUCCUCGGUACAGAUAAGUAUAUUUCGAGCUAUAGGUGUAGUUCUAAGAAGAUGAUGGAAUGUAGUGAGAGUAGUUUGGUUAGUCUGGUGUAAUACUAGUAGAGCAUAUAGACAUAGUUGCUACAGGGUGGGCUAAAGGGGACUUCAUAUAUAUAUAUAUAUAUAUAUAACAUUUAUAGAUACUGCCUAUUUAUAUCUUAGUGUGUUUUUGCUAUAAGCUAGGCACAAUAAAACAUCCUUUCUUUCUUUA
Molecule: messenger RNA, 3232 nt
Organism: Andrographis paniculata
Lineage: Eukaryota; Viridiplantae; Streptophyta; Magnoliopsida; Lamiales; Acanthaceae
Product: receptor-like protein kinase HSL1
Exons: 2
Coding region: 1-3075 (1024 amino acids)
Biological process (GO): protein phosphorylation
Molecular function (GO): protein binding; ATP binding; protein kinase activity
Source: RefSeq, a predicted model, not a curated record